AUGGAAUCUGAAGCUUAAAAUGCAUUGAUUUUCUUGGAGUCAAUAUAGGAAAAAGGCAUCUAAGAGAUUGAAAUUGAUAAAUGGGAUUAACUCUAAGAGAAACUUGUAAAGUCUAAAAUUCAAAUCAAAAUUACCUAAGAUAAUUAUAUCCUAUACACUUAAGAUGGAGUAAUAUUGAAAAGGUAACAAUAAUUUGUAAAUUUUGAUAGUGAACUAAUUUUAGAUAAUUCUAAGAAACUAGAAAUCGUGACAAAUAUAGACUAGAUCAAAUAUUUUCAAUGGACUGGUGAAUAUGGAUAGAAUAACAGAAAACUUGGUAAAUGGAUAGUUACUUGGAAUAUGGAAGUCCUUAAAGAUGUUGGUGGGUAUUAUGAUAAUGGAUUAAAGCAAGGUUUAUGGAAAGAACCAAUUAAAAAUUAUUGGAGGUAGAUAUUCAUAACAUAAUCGAAAAAAUAGUAAAGCUCAAAUCUAUGAAAGAGGAGUAUACUAUAAUAAUUAAAGAUUUGGGACUUGGAAUUUUAUUUAGGACAAUAAAAGAAUGUAUAUUUGAUAAAUUACUUAGUGGGGGUGGAUAGUAUAAUAAUUAAGGUAAGAAAAAUGGUAAAUGGAUUGAGUUGAAUGAUAGGUAUUAUAACCUAUCAUAAAUCACUCAUUAGGGUGAAUAUAAAAAUGAUAAUAAAGUUGGUGAAUGGAAAUGUUAUUUGAAUUAUGAAAAAUAUAAAUUGAUGUAAAAUUAUUAUUUUAAUAAACACCCAUUAGCGGAGGUGGAAUAUAUCACCAAGUAUAAGAAGGAUCUAUUAAAAUUGGGAGGUGGAUUGAAUUAAGUGAUGGAUUUAGCGUUGGGUCCAAAAUUACUUUAUAAGGCGAUUAUAAUAAUGGUAAAAAAGUAGGUAGUUGGAAUUAUUAUUGGAAUGAUAACAAUAUAAAUAAAUUGAUGUAAAAUUAUUGAAUAUCAAAAAAAUAAAUCUAGGGGUGGAGGAUUAUAUGAUGAUUCAAUAAAGAUAGGAAGAUGGAAUGAAUUAAUUAAUAAUUUUGGAGGUGGACAAGGAUAAUCAUAAAUAGCUUAUGCUGGUGAAUAUUAUAAUGACAAAAAAAUUGGUAGAUGGAAUAUUUUGUAUUAGGAAUAUUGGGAAAAGAACUUUUAAAUAGUGUAAGAUUAAAAAAUCAAAUUUUUUAGUGGUGGUGGAUUGUAUAACGAUUUAGGUUCAAUUAAAAUUGGGAAUUGGAUUGAAGUGAGUGAAAAUUUUGGGAGUAGACGAGGAUAAUCAUUUGUCACUUAUCAUGGUGAAUAUAAAAAUAAUAAAAAGGUUGGUAAAUGGUAUAUUUGGUAUAAAUAAUUUAACAACAGAUGGGAUUCAGAAUAAAUGUAUAUUUUAAUAAAAAAAUUAUUUAGUGGUGGGGGAUUAUAUGAUCAAGAAGGCUUUUUUAAGAUAGGUAUGUGGAUUGAGGUAGGUGAUGGCUUUGAAAUGAAUAUGUAAAUAAUUUAUAGAGGUUAUUAUUAAAACGAUGAAAAAGUUGGUAGAUGGGAUAUUUUGUAUAGAGAAUGGGGAAGAGAAAAGUUUGAGUAGAUGUAAAAUUAAAAAACCAUUAUUUUAGUGGUGGUGGAUCAUACAGUGAAGUGGGUUCAUUGAAGAUUGGAAAGUGGAUUGAGUUAGUUGAUGGUUCCCUUGUCUCUUAUAUAUGUGAAUAUAAAGAUGGUAAAGUAAUUAGUAUAUAAAAAUGAA
Molecule: messenger RNA, 1724 nt
Organism: Paramecium pentaurelia
Lineage: Eukaryota; Ciliophora; Oligohymenophorea; Peniculida; Parameciidae
Source: the annotation of a GenBank genome assembly